AAUCGAUCAACGAAACAUGCUAUUACGAUCUUGAUAGAUGACGUAAGAACUGGUAUGGAUCAAGGUCAAUUGACUGGGUCAGUCUUUAUGGAUAUGCGUAAAGCUUUUGACACGGUAAACCAUGGUCAUCUUCUGGACAAACUACCAGCCUAUGGUAUUAAAGAUAUAGAAAUGAAAUGGCUUACAAGUUACCUGUUUGCACGAGCCCAAGUUGUAAAUUUCAAAGGAACGCUCUCAGAUAAAAAAACCAUUACUCACGGAGUCCCGCAGGGCUCCAUUCUAGGACCACUGCUGUUUGCUUUACUUAUAAACGAUCUUCAUACUGAAGUAACUGAAUGUAAAAUUCUACUCUAUGCCGAUGAUACAGUGGUAUAUUUUAGUCAUAGGAACAUUUCCCAAUUGGAAACUAUCGUAAAUGAAGAAGUUAAUAAGAUAGCAAAAUGGAUGUCGGAAAAUCAUCUAACACUAAAUUUGAAGAAAGGAAAAACUGAAUUUCUCCUGUUUGGGAGCGCCAAAAGACUGGGUAAAGAAUCUUCCUCUCCUAUCAACAUCAAGAUCAACGGUGAACAUCUUAAUCAAACAACGCAAUACAAGUAUUUGGGUGUACUACUUGACCACCAUCUUACUCUCCACGAACAAGUUCGUACUGUGUAUCACAAAACCUCUACAAGAUUAAAGUUACUCAAACGAGUAAGGCACAAUUUAACCACCUAUGCAGCUGAGCGAGUCUAUCUAAAUAUGAUCCAACCAAUUAUUACAUACUGUCCAGCAGUGUAUCUUGGUUUGCGAACGUAUUUGAAAGAAAAACUUCAAUCAGUCCAGGAUCGGGGGAAAAAAAUUGUGCUUUCGAAACAGACUGAUGUUAAGUGGAAAUCAAUCUCGGAAAUAAUCAACCAAAAGACUCUUUUGGAUGUUCAUAAAGCGAUUCAACGAGCCUCUCCUCCCGUGUUCCAUGAGUUCUUCACAUUUCUCAAUCAUGGGAAGAACACUCGAGGGCAUGCAUUCAUCGCACUACAGUUUUCGACGUUAUCGUUAAUCAAAGCUUGA
Messenger RNA from Paramuricea clavata, 1047 nucleotides. NCBI's taxonomy places the organism in Eukaryota, Metazoa, Cnidaria, Anthozoa, Malacalcyonacea, Plexauridae. The record is from the annotation of a GenBank genome assembly.